Nestor notabilis (Kea) is the source of this 3489-nucleotide messenger RNA. RefSeq lists its product as uncharacterized. The annotation marks the transcript as partial. Lineage: Eukaryota; Metazoa; Chordata; Aves; Psittaciformes; Psittacidae. Gene Ontology annotation, biological process: synaptic vesicle endocytosis. The transcript is spliced from 16 exons. The record is from RefSeq and is a predicted model, not a curated record.
CUGUUAGUUCACAGGAUGAAGAUAUGGGACAGUUCGAUAUGCAAGAUCCCUUAGAGGAGUCCACAACAUCAUUAGUAUCAUCCUCAACAUCAGCAUAUUCAUCCUUCCCUGUAGAUGUGGUGGUUUAUGUACGAGUUCAGCCUUCUCAAAUCAAGUUCAGUUGCUUGCCAGUAUCAAGAGUUGAAUGCAUGCUGAAAUUGCCUUCCCUGGAUCUUGUUUUCUCUUCAAACCGAGGAGAACUGGAAACAUUAGGCACAACAUACCUGUCAGAAAAUGUGUCAGUUGGUGUCAGUACUUCACAGAGUGGCUCAAAGAAUUCAGUUAAUAAAUCUGGAGCACCAGGUUCCUCACCUGGCCUAGGCAGCCCUCUUGGCAGAACACGGCACAGCAGCAGUCAGUCAGACUUGACUACUUCUAGUAGCAGCUCUUCAGGCCUGAGCUUUACUGCCUGCAUGUCUGAUUUCUCCCUCUAUGUGUUCCAUCCAUACGGAGCUGGAAAACAGAAAUCUGCUGUUACUGUUCUAACCCCUGGAUCAGGAGCCUUAGGUAAUGUGGAUGAGGAGCCAACUUCAGUCACUGGCCGGAAGGAUUCUUUGAGCAUUAAUCUUGAGUUUGUGAAAGUCAGCCUGUCACGAAUAAGGCGUUCAGGAGGUUCCUCCUUUUUUGAGAGUCAGUCUGCAAGCAAAGCUACCAGCAAGAUAGAUACUACAUUGAUAAACAUAUCUGCUGUCUGUGAUAUAGGAUCUGCUUCUUUUAAAUACGAUAUGCGCCGACUCAGUGAGAUUCUAGCCUUUCCAAGGGCUUGGUACAGGAGAAGCAUUGCUAGACGGCUUUUCCUGGGUGAUCAGACAAUAAACUUGCCAGCAUCGGGUCCUGGAACACCGGAUUCGAUUGAAGGGGUAAGCCAGCAUCUUUCUCCUGAAUCAUCAAGGAAAGCAUACUGUAGAACGUGGGAGCAGCCCUGCCAAUCUGCUUCAUUUACACACAUGGCACAGUCACCUAAUGUUUUUAAUGAACAUAAUGCAAACAGCAGUAUGUCACCUGGGACAGCAUCUCAUAGCUUAAAGUCUCCAGCCGUAACAAGAUCCAGGAGCGUGUCUGACUCUUCAGUGCCUCAGAGAGAUACUCUCUCAAAAACAUCAACUCCAUUUAAUAAGUCAAAUAAAGCUGGAAGCCAGCAAGGAACGCCAUGGGAAACACUGGUUGUAUUUGCUAUGAACUUAAAACAAUUAAAUGUUCAAAUGAAUAUGAGCAAUGUAAUGGGCAAUACUACGUGGACCACCAGUGGUUUGAAAAGCCAGGGUCGUCUCUCUGUGGGUAGUAGCAGAGAUCGAGAAAUUAGCAUGUCUGUUGGCUUGGGAAGAUCACAGUUGGACUCCAGAGGAGGAGUUGUUGGAGGUACCAUAGAUGUUAAUACCCUGGAAAUGGUGGCUCAUAUUUCUGAGCACCCAAAUCAACAGCCCAGUCAUAAAAUUCAAAUUACCAUGGGUUCUACUGAAGCACGUGUUGACUAUAUGGGGUCCAGUAUCCUAAUGGGAAUCUUCAGUAAUGCUGAUCUGAAACUACAGGAUGAAUGGAAAAUUAAUCUAUAUAAUGCUUUGGACUCAAGUAUCUCUGAUAAAAGUGAGAUAUUUGUCCAUGGGGACUUGAAAUGGGAUAUCUUCCAAGUUAUGAUUUCAAGAUCAACUACACCAGACCUGAUAAAAAUAGGAAUGAAACUCCAGGAGUUCUUUACUCAGCAGUUUGAUACAAGCAAGCGAGCACUGUCCACUUGGGGACCUGUUCCUUAUCUCCCCCCCAAGACAAUGGCCAACAACUUGGAGAGAAGCUCACAUGAGCAAUUUUUGGAUGCAGCCCAUCAUCGCCACUGGCCAGGAGUUUUGAAAGUGGUAUCGGGGUGCCAUAUAUCCUUAUUUCAGAUGCCAUUGCCAGAAGAUGGAAUGCAAUUUGGAGGAUCCAUGAGUCUUCAUGGAAACCAUAUGACGCUGGCUUGUUUUCAUGGACCCAACUUCCGCUCAAAAUCGUGGGCCUUAUUUCACCUGGAAGAACCCAAUAUUGCAUUUUGGACAGAAGCCCAGAAAGUUUGGGAAGAUGGUACUAGCGAACACUCCACAUAUAUUGUGCAAACCCUGGACUUUCAUUUGGGCCAUAACACUAUGGUCACCAAACCAUGUGGAGCCCUCGAAAGCCCGAUGGCGACAAUCACAAAGAUAACAAGGCGCCGCCAUGAUAACCCCCCGCAUGGAGUUGCCAGUGUGAAAGAGUGGUUCAAUUACGUUACAGCCACAAGGAAUGAAGAGUUAAACCUGCUGCGAAAUGUCGAUGCGAACAACCCAGAGAGCAGCACGACCGUGAAAAGCUCAAGCUUGCUAAGUGGAUUCAGAGGUGGCUCCAGUUACAACCAUGAAACUGAAACCAUCUUUGCACUGCCAAGGAUGCAGCUGGAUUUUAAAUCUAUUCAUGUUCAAGAGCCCCAAGAGCCUUCAUUACAAGAUACAAGUGUUAAACCAAAGGUGGAAUGCAGUGUGGUAACUGAAUUUACAGACCAUAUUUGUGUAACAAUGGAUGCUGAGUUGAUUAUGUUUCUGCAUGACUUGGUAUCUGCUUAUCUAAAAGAAAAAGAAAAAGCAAUCUUCCCUCCUCGCAUUUUGGCUGCUCGUCCAGGACAGAAAAACUCUGUUGGUGUUCUUGAGGACAGCUCCACUGACAAGGAGGCAGAAGAAAGCAUUACUUAUACUACAGUUGACUGGAGAGAAUUUAUGUGCAAUACUUGGCAUUUGGAACCCACGCUCAGAUUAAUAUCCUGGACUGGGAGAAAAAUUGAUCCUGUUGGUGUUGACUACAUCCUCCAAAAGCUGGGCUUUCACCAUGCAAGGACUACUAUUCCGAAGUGGCUGCAGCGUGGCGUCAUGGAUCCUCUGGACAAAGUCUUGUCAGUCCUCAUAAAGAAACUUGGUACUGCACUACAGGAUGAAAAGGAGAAGAAAGGAAAAGACAAAGAAGAAUACUAAAACCAGAAUGUGACAGCUGUAAUUCCGUUUUGAUUUUAUCAAAGUGGUUUAUUAUAAGAAUUUAAAUAUGGUUUAAAGAGAAACCUAACAGCUUUUUGCUACUCUAUUUAAAACUUACAUUGUGAGUAACUGUUUACCGUGGUACAUGAUACCAUUUCUCUAUUUGAAGUUAUUGCAUGAUGAUGACCAAUGUAUAUUCUGUGAAGGAAUAGCUGGAACACUGUAAAUGUGCUCCUCAGUGCCCAGUUUUAUGAUGUGCAAUAUGAUUCCUGCAUCUUUAAAAUACUUGCAGAUUAACUGUGAAUUUUCAUAAACUUUAUUUGCCAUAACACAAGCCCCUUGGUGAUGUGACUGGUAAUUGUCAAUGUAGACUUGUGUAAAUUAUAUAUGUAUAUAUAACUUAUGAAACUGUGAUUGCCUUAGUGCUAAAAAUCAUUACGUUUAUUACACUUGUAAUAAAAUUUAACUACUGUACAGG